UAAAAACCUCAUCAGAAUCUAAGAAUUGCGAUUGAUUUAAUGAGAAUUUUGUUUUUCUUUGAUGGCGGCAAAUUAAAGUUUAAGAAAAAUUUAACAUUUCAUUGGAUUUAAAUGUCAGAACUUUUUUCUAAUAAUCAAAAAAAUUAUGAUUGUUUCAUAAAGAAUUAAAUAUUGCGAGGUUUUUGGUUCGUUCGGUUUUGAGGGAAUUUCUAUGCGAAUUGGUUUGUUCUCUCUUUGGUUUUCUUUUGUACAUUUUAUACGAUUUACGAACUUUCGAUCUACCCUGAACUCUAGUAGAUGGAGUUGGUGAUGGAACUGAGAAUGGAAACCGAUGAAAGAGGAGAGAGUGAGAAGAAUCCGGAUGAAGAUGUGAUAAAACUUUUUCUCUUUUUGAGUAGAACCUUUUUCAAUGGUCUUUGAGAAUAAAGUUAAGAGUUUGAGAGAAUAAAGUUAAUUACUAUUGAACAGUUUCAAUCAUUUUGGAUUAUUCUACCCGAAUAAAUUUGUUCUUUUCGGUUUUUUUUUCUCGGACAAUUAUCACUCUCAUCAUUCUAUAUCGUCUCUCUUUCUCUCAUCUUUCUGUGUUUACCUCAUCAUAUUAACUUGUUAACUUCCAAAUGGCUUAUCGACAUUUCUGUGUAACUUCAUCAUCUUUAUCAUUUUCUCUUGCUUUCUUACUUCAAUUUUCUCGGACAAUAUAUUCAAACACCGAAGAUAUGUUCCAAGAUGAACCUCAUCAAUUCAGUUCACCUGGAAUCCAAAUUAAGACCAUCAAUCAAUUUGAUGAUGUUACAGUGCUUAAUCAAUUCUCAACAUCGUCUGGGUCAAGAGUUGACCUUCCAUGUGACCUUACAAUUCCUUCAGCUGAAGAUUCGAUAACUUUAAUACUUUGGUAUAAAAAUGAUCGUAAAAGUCCACCAAUAUACAGUGUGGAUGCCAGAAAUUCACCAGUGGAAAAAGCUUCACAUUUUACCUCAGAUGAGUUUAAAAAUAGAGCAAAAUUUAACCUCUCCGUCCGUCCUGGUUUACUGUCCAUUGAUCCAGUUAAACAAGAUGAUACUGGACUGUAUUUAUGCCGAGUUGACUUUAAAUGGGCUCGAACUAUUAACACACUAAACAAUUUAACGAUAAUCGAACCAGCACCAAUAUUAGAUUCAUGUAGCAUAAGCAAUCAGACAACACAAUCAUUUCAAAUUGAUUGUUACUUUCAUCGUACAACAAUUAACUCUGAUAAAGAUUAUCAUUUCAACAAUAAUAAUAGUAAUUAUAGUUUAUCAUCAUCAUCAUCGUCAGGUAAUUCUGAUGAAUCGUUGCCUUUAACAAAUGAUAGAUCAACUCAAUCAUCUUCAUCUUCAUCACAUAAUAAUAAACUUAAUUAUCACCUUGAAGUUUAUACACCAGAAAAGGAUAAACUUAUCUACAAUUUAACUAAUCAAGUUUCCAGGUUUACAGUUAAUGGCCUUGAACCAGGUAAAUCUUACCUGAUAUAUGUAUACACAGCUAAUCAAUUUGCAACAAGUUCACCAACAAUCAUCCGAACCCGAACCUUGUUAAUUAAAAAAUCAGAUCCGGUUUUACCAUUGGAAUCAUGUGAGAUUGUCAAUGUCACCUUGUCUUCAUUUAAUGUUACCUGUUCAGUUAAAGGUGAACAAGAAUUGAAAGAUGAUUCAAAUUCAUCAUCAUCAUCAUCAUCUUCUUUUGGUGAUCAGCAUCAUUUUCAUGACCAUAAUCAUGAAUUGACAGUUAGUGAUAAUCAGAAUCUUAAAAGUAUCAACAGUCAACAUGUUCCACUUGUUAAUAGAUCAACUAAUCGUUUCCAUGCCGAAAUUUUCAACGAUAAAACUAAACGAUUAACCGAUAAUCUUACAAAUAGUUUACCUUUUUUCACGGUAAGUGGCCUUCAACCUGGUAACUCGUAUACACUUUAUGCAUACUCGUCAAAUUUGGUCAGUAAAAGUUUACCUUUGGUGGUAAAAGUUGACCUGCCUUUUAACCAAACACCAACUGAGCCUGUCUUAGAACCCAUCAUUCCAUUGGAAUCGUGCGUCAUAAGCAAUCAAACGGUUGAUUCAUUUCUCAUUGAAUGUUCAGUACAACAGUUAACCAGAUUAAAUAUGAAUGUUACUUCACAAUCCUCUGGAUCAAAUUCACCUUCUUUGCCUGGUUAUCCAUCAUCAUCAUCAUCAUCAUCACCUUCAUCUUUGUUAUUAUUACCCUCACGUUCAUCACCAUCAACCUUUAACAACAACAAUAAUAAUACCAACUCUUUGUUAGCCUUUUCUAAUCAUACUCAUCAUCAUCUGAUGAUAAAGAUGCUAAAUUAUCAUGUUCAAGUUUAUAAUUCAGAAAAAAGUGAACUAAUUCAUAAUUUAACAAAUUCGCGGGCAAAAUUUUUUAUUACCAAUUUAAAACCAGCAACAUCUUAUUUGGUUUAUGCAUUUACCUCAUAUUUACAUAGGAAAAGUGAUCCAAUUAAAUUACAUGUAAAGACUGCUAAUAAUAAUGCUCAACAAUUUGAGUCAACAAUCAAAAAUAACAAUAAUGAUAAUCCAGUUAAUCAUCGUGAUAAUAAACAAGAUGUUCCUUCGGUGCCUUUACAAUCAUGUAGGAUUACUAAUCAAACAUGGGGCUCAUUUAUAGUUGAAUGUAUUCCUGGUUCAUCAUCAUCAUCGCCAUCAUCUUAUGCCGGAUUACAAGAUAAUCAUUAUCAGAAUCCAAAUUAUCAUUCUCAGUCUGACAACAAUCAUUAUCAUCUACCAUCAAACCAGAAUCAUGAUCCAUCUGCAAGAAUAACAGUAACUAAUACAUGGCCUAAUGUUUCAAUAUCUUCAUCACCAUCACCAGUUAAAUCGGGAAACUUGGGCUCAGCAAAUGAUAAUCAUGACAACAAUAAUGAUAGUGAUAAAGAUAAUGAUGAUUCCUUUGAUAAUCUAUCAAGUUCUAGUGAAAAUGCCUUAAGCCCAGAUAACGUUAGUUAUAAUUAUGUUAAAGAUAUUUAUCAUCUUGAAGUGAUUAAUCCAGAAAGAGAUAAGGUUUUAUAUAAUAUGACCAAUUCUAGUCCCCUUUUUGCCGUCAGUGGCCUUGAACCAAGUACGUCCUACACUCUUUACAUAUACUCUUCAAAUAAAUUUGGUGGACGAAGUUCAUCUUUAAUACUCAAAUCUGGAACAUUGACCAUGAUGAACAGAAAACAAGAUUACACCCAAGGUUCUGUGGAAAUAUUUGACUCUCGAGUUUUGAUUCUAGUUCUUGGAUUGAGCUGCCUUCUCCUGUUAAUUGCUCUAAUGAUUUUAAUUAUUCUAAAAAUACGUAAAAGAGACUCAAUGAUUUCAAUUCGUAAUAAGAAUCGCAUGGAAAUCUCAUCAUCAUCGUCAACAGAAAAUCAGCUCAAUCUUCAUCAUCAUAAUAACCCAAAAGGUUCAACCAUUUCCGAUGGAUUGACAACACUCACACCAACAUCAGAAUACAGUUACGGUCAACCAGGUCAACACACUCUCGAUUUUGAUAGAAAACCAUUUGGUCAACCACAACAACUACCACAAUCCCACCCUCACCAUCAACAGCACCAACAACCUCACCAACCAAAAUGGAUCCUUGUAAAUUCAAAUCCAACCAAUCCCGAUGUUAUACCAACAAAGGCCAAUCUACCCCAAGGAAAUUCUGGAAAUUGCUCAAAUCUAAGUGUAAAUAACCGACUACUCGAUGGAUGCCCAAUAAGUCCACCUUUAUCAGGAACUUUGAUUCGUGGUGUUGCCUCGAUAAAAGUUGAUCCCAAUGUGCUCAAUGGCGCUUACAACGUACCUCAUGUCCGAUUGAUAACCAAUAAUAACAAUAACAACAAUAACAACAUCAAUUCCAACAACAAUAUAAACAACAAUCUAAAUAAUGUCAACAAUAAUUUAAGAUCUCAAUCACAAAUGAUACUUUCCACCUCACCGAUUACAAGAUCACCUGAACUAUCAAUAUUUUCCGAGGAAACGUUCGAUGAGCCGAAAAUCGUUUCGUUUUCAACGGCAGUUUGACAUAUUUCAUAGAAUCUGGUUCAAUGAAUUCUCGAUCAUCUUCAUCAUCAUCAUGAUUAUUCCUAGACUUUCAUUUCACCAGUCAAUUCAUUCAACUUGAAUGGUUACCAGCAAUUUUGGGCUAAACUGAUUUCCAUCAUCAUGAAAAGAUAUAUUUAUAA
This is a messenger RNA of Panonychus citri (citrus red mite), 4183 nucleotides long. Its product is annotated as GATA zinc finger domain-containing protein 14-like. NCBI's taxonomy places the organism in Eukaryota, Metazoa, Arthropoda, Arachnida, Trombidiformes, Tetranychidae. The transcript is spliced from 11 exons. The coding region runs from base 618 to 4022 and encodes 1134 amino acids. The record is from RefSeq and is a predicted model, not a curated record. Gene Ontology annotation, molecular function: protein binding.